Molecule: messenger RNA, 1909 nt
Organism: Paralichthys olivaceus (Japanese flounder)
Lineage: Eukaryota; Metazoa; Chordata; Actinopteri; Pleuronectiformes; Paralichthyidae
Gene: nsrp1
Product: nuclear speckle splicing regulatory protein 1
Biological process (GO): regulation of alternative mRNA splicing, via spliceosome
Source: RefSeq, a predicted model, not a curated record
CACGUUUGACCUGAUUUAAAAUCUCGUGUCGAAUCUGCCGCUGCUGCUUGACAGUCAGCAGAGCAAGAUGGCGGCGCCUGCGAAGCAGUAUGGGCUGGUCUUGCCACAGAAGAAAGGAGGGUUAAAGGCAGCAUCCCUGCAGAAACCCUCAGUGUUUGGAGAUGACUCCGAUGAAGAGACAACAGUUGGGGAGAGUCUGAAGAGAGAAGCCAUCAAAAAGAAGAUGAUGAAGCAGACACGUUUGGAGAUGCAGAAGGCCCUGGAAGAGGACAGCACUGUAUAUGACUACGAUGCUGUGUACGAUGACAUUCAAAAACAGAGAAGUGAAAGCAACAAAAAAGUUCUUGGAGGCGCAGACAAAAGGCCAAAGUAUAUCCACCAGUUAAUGAAGGCAGUCGAGGACCGAAAGAAAGAACAAGAACGGAGGGAAGAGAGGAAGAUCCAGAAGGAAAGAGAGGCAGAGGGAGAGAAGUUUGCAGAUAAAGACGCUUACGUCACCUCCGCCUACAAGCAAAAGCUUCUGGAGCAGAAGGAGGAACAGGAGAGAGAGGAGAGACAGGCACAGAUAGAAGCUGCUUUGGAUGUGAAGAAACAAAAAGACCUGAGUGGCUUCUACCGACACCUGCUCAAUCAGACAGUAGGAGAGGAGGAGAUACCAGAUCGCUCAGCAAACAACCCUCAAACUUCGAAGGUUCCAAAAGACACAGAGAGGACAUCACCUCUUCCUUCACCUACAUCCCAUGACAAUAUCGCAAGUUCAUGCAGCGACAGUGAGGAGCCACAUGAGCAGAAGUCUGGGUUCAGCAAGCUGGGUGCAGGCUCUACACACCCCAAACGCCAGUACAGACAGAGGUCGCCAUCGUCAGGAAGUGGAGAAGAUAAGGAGAAGGAAAGAGAGAGGGAGAGAGAGAGACAUAAGAAGAGUCACAGAGAUCAAGAUAGAGGGAGGGACAGAGAUAGAGACAGAGACAGGAACCGGGCAAAGGAAAGGGAUGACAGACAUGGAGGAAGAAGAGACGACAGGGAUAGAAGAAAGGACAGAGACAGAGGAAGAGAGGAUGACCGAAGUAGAGGCAGGGGGGAUAUAGAGAGGGAAGACAGGCAUGGGAAAAGGGCAAAGAGCCCGAAAGAAAGAGAGAGGGAUAAGAAUGGGGACAGAGAGAAGAGGAGGAAUCCAGCUGAGGAUGAGCGGAAGGACAAAGAUCGGGAAGAAGAGAAGGAGAGAAGGAAGGAGCAAGAGAAGGAGAAGACGGUGAAGAGGGAAGAAAAAGAACCAGAAAAGAAGGAAGAAGAUGGAGGAGAAGAGGGAAAGGAGAAAGAGGAAAUGGAGGAGAAGGUGAACAAGUUUGCAAAGCGCAGCACAGAUCAGACUGUGAGUUCAGCCAGAGAGCGGUACAUGGCCAGGCAGAUGGGACGCUCGGCCUGUAAGAGCUAUAUCGAGAAGGAGGAGGACUGAGAGCUGUCGGGCACACCACACACACACAUCCCUGAGCUGCACUCAAACUAUCAAUCAAGAGGAUACAACUCGUGUUACACUUUUUUUUUUCAAUAAAUCCCCUUAAAAUCAGGUUUCUUUCUUCUUUCUCAAAAGGUUUCCAAACUCCGAACCUGUUCCCCAAGCUAAAUGCCUCCUACUGAAAUACAUAGUUACCUGUGCCAAGGAGGUCAUGUUAUGUGUUAGUUUGUUCAUUGUGUUUAUAUGUAAGCAAGAUUACACAAAAACAUUUUAACAGAUUUCACCAAAACUUGGUUGAAGGAUGUGGUAUGGGUCAGGGAAGAAUCCAUUAAAUUCUGGUGUGCAUCUGGAUCGGGGGGCAGAUCCAGCGGUUUUUCACCAUUUUCUUAGGGAAUAAUUAAUGGAGCAUUUAGGGAACAGAUAUGGAUGAGUGUGUGAUUGGGCAGCUUGAUA